AAGUAAAGGGAUAGUCGUUAGGAGCUGAUUUUUGGACUAUUCCACCGCAACCUUUGCCGUUCAAUCGCCGGAAGUAUUUGUUAACAACAUCCGGGUGGUUAUUGGAAAAAUUGGCGGUUUGCUGUUGCGUUUUCGUUUUCCUGACUAAAUCUGAGAACUUUUACCUAACAAAUGUGAACUCAAACUAUAUUUAACUGUACAUGCUUUUACAAUAUGUAUGUAUGUGUAUCUGCAGUGUUUGUUAAUAUUUUUGCAUGUUUAUGUGUGACAACUCAAAACAAGUUAGCCGACAGUAAACUUUGCAGCUAGCAGCUAAAGCUAGCUGACUAGCUUUGAACAACAACGUUAGCCAGCCACCCGUUUCCUCCAUCUCGAGAUAAUGGCGAACCCGGUAUUGUUGCAGAAGAAGAGUGGAAAAUACUUGUGGUUUGCUCUUCUCGGGUUAGGACUUCAACCAGACAAACUCAACUUAACCGCCAAACGCAUCAACCUGGGACCGAAUAUGUUCGACAAACCAAACAAGGAUGCCUUCUACAUAGUAACCCAUUUCCUUUUGGAGAGACUCAGCCCAACACGAUUUAAUGAAGCAUACAGGCACUGCUGGCCUGUGUUGUGCCACAAAGCAGAUGCGGAGUUCCGCAAAGUGACCUGUGCUUGGCUGCGAGAAAUAAUGGUGAGAAAUUGCAAACUUAGCUUAGAGUAA
Molecule: messenger RNA, 703 nt
Organism: Notothenia coriiceps (black rockcod)
Lineage: Eukaryota; Metazoa; Chordata; Actinopteri; Perciformes; Nototheniidae
Product: HAUS augmin-like complex subunit 6
Exons: 4
Coding region: 380-703 (107 amino acids)
Biological process (GO): spindle assembly
Cellular component (GO): mitotic spindle microtubule; HAUS complex
Molecular function (GO): microtubule binding
Source: RefSeq, a predicted model, not a curated record